AUGUUCACAGAUAAUUGGAUGAUCUUAGCUUAUGUCAUGAUAUUCUCUUCAAUAAUUUUAUGUGGUCUUCUUCCCAUGAUACUUCGUCUAUAUAAUGCUCGUCAAUAUUUUUAUCAUUAUAAUCUUGAAUGUUCAAAUUCAAAUGAAUUUAUAAUUUUACAAUCAAAUAAUAUUGAUAAACAAUUAAAUAUAUCUAAUAAAUAUAAUAAAAUUAAUCAAAAUUUUCAACGAAUUAAUUCUUUUGAACAACCACUUAUUUAUAUACAAAUACCAUUUAUUGAUGAUGAUGCAUCUAUUUAA
Messenger RNA from Rotaria sp. Silwood1, 300 nucleotides. NCBI's taxonomy places the organism in Eukaryota, Metazoa, Rotifera, Eurotatoria, Philodinida, Philodinidae. The record is from the annotation of a GenBank genome assembly.